Besnoitia besnoiti is the source of this 1884-nucleotide messenger RNA. RefSeq names its product rhoptry protein ROP18. The coding region runs from base 1 to 1884 and encodes 627 amino acids. The record is from RefSeq and is a predicted model, not a curated record. Gene Ontology annotation, cellular component: cytoplasm. Gene Ontology annotation, biological process: protein phosphorylation. Gene Ontology annotation, molecular function: protein serine/threonine kinase activity; ATP binding. NCBI's taxonomy places the organism in Eukaryota, Apicomplexa, Conoidasida, Eucoccidiorida, Sarcocystidae. The transcript has a single exon.
AUGGUACAGACGCUCGUUGUCACGGCCCAAUCAGCAUCAACCACGGUCGUGACAACCUUCGGCGCGGCGCGUGUCCGUUGUGUCGCGGGACUGGCUGCCAGCGCACUUGUCUUGUUGCUUCAUCAGAUACAAGGUGGGAGCAGCUUUGUCCAAGCGUCGUUUAAGCCCAAAUCAGCAAAUGUCUUGUAUUUUCCCGCUUUAGAUCAUGCACACCACCAAUGGCCGGGGGGCCGCCCCCAUGUUGGUCAUCUCUCUGAUCAGACGAGCUCUCCCACUUCUGAAGAGGUUUCUUGGAUCCAGCGGCCUUCCACGCAGGACGAAACUGCUGCGAGCGGGCGCGAACCGGUGGUACGAUCGCCAACGCCUCCGCCCAGCGGUCAACCUUCGACAAAGAGACCAGCUAGUCUGUGGAAGCGAGUGAAACAGGUGGGAACAUUAUUACGUAACAAGUGGGCGAAAAGACGUGAGGCGGCGUCGCGGAAGCAAGGUUCGCCAUUUCGAGAGAAAAUCCGUCUGGCAUGGCACCACGUGAAACGUCUUGCGGGGCGCGGUGUCCCGUAUCUGAUUUCGAAGAUACGAGAUAGACUUCGAGUGUUCUUGCCACGGAGGGAAUCACGUGCCCUAUAUUUCGAUGCGCAAGAAACGGGCGACGCCGCAGUGGCGCACCUCAUUAAACUGGUCUCUGAAGAGAUAGAGACGAUUCAGAGCAUUCCCAGCAAGAACGUGGAUUUCAAAGCUCGCCAAGACGCUGUGUCCAAUACAUGGUGGCCCCCCAACUCUGAGUUGCAGCUUGUCUCACAUUGGACUGGUGCCACAAGGACGCUUUUGAGGGGUCGACAGCUCGGUACAGGAGGAUGGGCUGUUGUGUACUCGGCGACUGAUACUGAGACUGGAGAAGAAUUUGCGGUUAAGGUUAUUGCAAUAUCGGGUGGUUCUCCGGCAGAUGAUGAGUCAGUUGAGGCUGAAUCGCAGAUCUACAUGAAGUUCAGGAGUAUCGGAACUCCGCAGGAGGCUCAAGAGCGCUUGAGAUUUAUGGUCGCCAAUGACCUUAUGGCUGCAGCGGGGCCGCCGUUUAAGACAGUACUACAAAAUGGGAGCUUGUAUACGGUGUCGAACCAAUUUAUUCUUUUUCCGAAAGCUGCGCUUGAUCUCGUAAGCCUUUUGAAAGCGCUGCAUUUGAAUAGUGACGUCAGCUUAGGCCCGCACGCUCGCGCGGCUCGACUCCAGCUGACGGCCCAUGCCAUCAAGUUCGCAGCAAUCCUUCAGACGCAGCAACUUGUGCAUGGCGAUAUAAAGCCCCCAAAUAUACUCAUCAUGAACAGUGGGCGUGCAAUGCUGAGUGAUUUUACGAGCGUUAGCCGGAGAGGUACAGUCGAUCUGAUUUAUGGCACGGAUGCCUACUUCCCGCCCGAAUACACCCCUGGCCAAGUUGAGGGAAAAUACACUUAUGCGCUUGACUCCUGGCAGAUAGGGAUACUAAUUUUCCAAAUCUGGUGCUUGUUUCCACCGGAGCACCUGCAAACAAAGAGACGCGCCAUCAUGCCGCUAGCGCCUUCCGACACCGGGGCGCCACCGCUCGAGGAGCGCCCACUAGACUUUAGUGCCUGCCAAUCACCUGUGCCUGAACCUGUUCAAUCACUCGUCUCACGACUAUUAACUUUUUCCCCUUCGCAACGGCUACGAUCCCUCGAGGCUAUGCAUUCUCCAGAAUUCCAAGAAAUUGAAGACGAGCUGUCACGAACGGUAUCCGCCUAUCGGCAGUCGGACCAAGUUCCUGCCACCACUUCACCACACGAUCCUUCGGGUCAAGCUUCUGCUGCCUCACCGGACGACAGCGAUACAACAUUGGGUUCGGAGAUUCCUGGGCCGAAGUACGGACCUUAA